Molecule: messenger RNA, 1960 nt
Organism: Durusdinium trenchii
Lineage: Eukaryota; Dinophyceae; Suessiales; Symbiodiniaceae
Source: the annotation of a GenBank genome assembly
GCACUCUUUGAACAUUGCCGGCAACACGGGCGACCUUCGGAUCGAGGCAUCGGACAUUUGGGACACCAAGGUGGUCAGUGGUCAGAAGGACCGACGGAGGGAGAAUCUGAAGCCACCAACUGCGUGUGCUGCCUUGUCACAGUCGGAUCUCUUAACAGUCCCGUGCUGCCGACUGAUCGGCUCAAGACUGAUGGGUAUCGAUGCAGAGGGUUUGAUCCUGGAGGCCACUGGCAGCGCCACUGGCAGCGGCUGGAAGGUUCGAAGUUGGACGGUGGAUUUGCCACGAUGCAGAUGUUUCGGGGGCAAGUACUCCCUGCUCUUUGAGUUGAUUGAGUGCCAGAGUCAAGAAGGCCGAAGCUUGCCGGUCCUCACAGCAGACUUCUCCCGGGAGCUGUGCGAUGAGUUCAGCCCACAGUAUCAGUUCCUGGCGGUGGUGCCGGGACAGGUUGCUACAUUGGUGGAAGCUGAAUCGGAUGAUAUCAGUCUUGGUCACUUCUUUGCGCAUGGAGUGGAGAGCUACGCUCGAUGUCUAUUGAAUUUGUUGAGAGAUGUGAGAUCAGAGGAAGAAGAUGUGGAAUGCCUUUGGGAUCCUGGCCACUAUGGAGAUUUGUUGGUGAGAGCUUUGACGUUGGGGUGUGCAGAAGCCGGCUUUGAAGCAGACCUCAGCUCCAACUUUUUUCGCGGGGGAGAGGGCAAGAGGAUCAGCUUUGAAGCUACAAAACCACAUUUGGUCGGCAAAAUAGAGAUUGAGUUCGAGAAUGACCUGGAAGAAGGCCUUCUUUGCUUUGAAGAUGCUGAUCAGCCAGAUGUAACGAUCACUGGUCACAAGGUGACCGUGGACUUGGGGUGCAAGAAGCUCCGCAAGUUCGCACUCGAGGCUGAUGCCAUCCAAAGACUCCGAUCAGGCCUCAGUGGGAGGAUGGAGCACGACAGUGAGGGCUGCUGAUCGUUUUUUGCUAAAGACAGUAUUUUCCGAACUGGAAGGCCUAAGUGGGGAUGAGGUUGGAAGUUUUCAGGAAGAUAAGAGACAAUUAUGAAACACACAGUGAUGAUGAACUGCCAGUGUAAUGUAGGCUAAGCUAAGGUGUUUUGGCACCACCACUGCCAGCGGCUGCUGAUUACAGUCUGCAGAGAAGAUGGUAUCUCGACUUGCUCAUUUGCCUGCGAAGAUAUUUACCUCAGGGCCCAACAAGGCUGGUCGUGCAGUUUGCGCGGCGGUGCUUUCCAGGAGAGAUGGUCAUUGGCCUGGUGCAUGAUCAGGUGACGUCAAAACGAUAUGUGGUGAUUGUUGGGAUGUGAACAAAUCCAGGGCAAUUGACUGAUGACUGAUUCUCAAUAGGCUAUGCCCAAAUCCGCUGACGCUGCGCCCAACAUGUCCCUUACGGUUAGGUGGACUGGGUCACUUUGCAGUGGAGCUACAAUCCCGACAACGCGAUGCUGCUCUCCAGCGAGGAAGAGAUGAUUGGUUUGGUGGAAGAACUGCAGAAAUUUGGCUGUCCUUUCCAGCUCCCAUUCUGGCUGGCGCUGAGAGCUUGAACCACCGUCGUCUCAGUCUACCUCCAUGUGCCCAGGUAUGGCAUGCCAGCACCUCCCCCGUCCACAACUGGAAAUGGAGUCCGCUGUAUUUCAGCCCAUGUUCAUCACCAGGCCACCAGGCAAAGACCAGCAAGUCUGUACAGUCAUUUGAGGGACGCCCUGACUGUGGCGGUGGAGCAAGGGCAAGAAGUUCUUGAUUCUUGAGGUUCUGAUGCAGCAGACGAUGCUGUUUAUGUUGGAAGGACCAAUAUUGCCACUAUCCUGAACAGCUGGUGAUCAGUUUUGCAACUGCUUCACUGGAAGAAGCAGUUGCGGUGUUGCAUGUUGCAGAGAGCCCCAAAGACACAUUGACUUCCAGAUGUGCAACUUCUGAAGCGAGUGUCGCUUGCUGGUGGAGGCUUCUAGAGAGUUUGCAGAGAGCUCA